AUGAACGACGAGCAACUAGGAUGGGGCUGUUGGGGGUCUUUGAGGUGGGAUGCCGAUGAAGCUAUUGGUGGUGAUGAGGUCAAUUUUCGACACCGAAAGCCACUGGAAUUUUGCUUGAAGCAUGCGAAUCGAUCAAGGGCAAUGGUCGUUGAUUACCACAGACCCGUAUGUAACAACUUAGCCAGCUCACCAAACGGCGUUGUGUCAACCAUUCAAACCUCCGUCUCUCCUAUGUCGCUCGUCAUCCCUUCGCAGUCAACUCUCGGUGGCCACCUAGCCCGGCGACUCGUCCAAGUUGGUAUCACUGACGUUUUCUCUGUACCCGAUGACUUUAACUUUACUCUUCUCGAUCAUUUAAGGGCCGAGCCUAGGCUUAACGUGAUUGGAUGCUGUAAUGAGCUGAAUGCCGGUUAUGCCGCCGAUGGAUACGCGAGGUGGCGUGGUGUCGGCGCUUGUGUUGUGACUUUCACGGUUGGUGGUCUUAGCUUGCUGAAUGCAAUUGCUGGAGCUUAUAGUGAAAAUCUACCAGUAAUUUGUAUAGUCGGAGGGCCAAAUAAAAAUUAUCGAACCAACAGAAUACUUGAUCACACUAUUGGAUUGCCUGAUUUCAACCAAGAAUUUAGGUGCUUUCAGACUGUUACAUGCUUUCAGGCUGUUGUGAAUAACUUAGAAGAUGCGCAUGAAUUGAUCGAUACUGCUAUAUCAACUGCUUUGAAAGAAAGCAAGCCAGUUUAUAUCAGCAUCAGUUGUAACUUGCCUGCUAUUCCUUGUCCUCCUUUUAGUCGUGAGCCAGUUCCAUUUUCACUUUCCCCCAGAUCAAGAAAUCAAUUGGGGUUGGAGGCUGCAGUUGAGGCAGCAGCAGAGUUCUUGAACAAGGCUGUGAAACCAGUAUUGGUUGGUGGACCUAAACUGCGAGUGGCCAAAGCAUGUAAUGCCUUUGUGGAGCUUUCUGAUGCUUGUGGUUACCCAUUUGCGGUGAUGCCAUCAGCCAAAGGGCUAGUACCAGAAGACCACCUUCAUUUUAUUGGAACUUAUUGGGGAGCAUUGAGCACUGCCUUUUGUGCUGAAAUUGUGGAAUCUACCGAUGCUUAUUUGUUCGCUGGACCCAUAUUUAAUGACCUUAGCUGUGUAGGGUACUCUCUUCUUCUGAAGCGAGAGAGCGCGAUUAUUGUCCAGCCUGAUCGUGUGGUUAUUGGGAAUGGACCUUCAUUUGGAUGUGUUUUGAUGAAAGACUUUCUGAAAGCACUUUCAAAGCGGCUCAAGCGCAAUACUACAGCUUAUGACAAUUACCAGAGGAUUUAUGUUCCUGCGGGGCAACCUCUUAAGUGUGAACCUAAAGCGUUAUUGAGGGUGAAUAUUCUGUUUCAACAUAUACAAAAGAUGCUAUCUGGUGAAACUGCUGUAAUUGCUGAUACAGGGGACUCUUGGUUUAACUGCCAGAAACUGAAAUUGCCACGGGGAUGCGGGUGUGAGUUCCAAAUGCAAUAUGGAUCAAUUGGAUGGUCGGUUGGUGCAACUCUUGGUUAUGCGCAGGCUGUGCCCAAUAAGCGUGUCAUUGCUUGUAUUGGUGAUGGUAGCUUUCAGAUGUCUGCACAAGAUGUAUCGACAAUGCUGCGAUGCGGGCAGAGGAGUAUCAUCUUCCUGAUUAACAAUGGUGGUUACACCAUUGAAGCUGAGAUCCAUGAUGGACCUUAUAAUGUGAUAAGGAACUGGAACUACACGGGGUUUGUUGAUGCAAUCCACAACGGCGAAGGCAAGUGCUGGACAGCCAAGGUCCGCUGUGAGAAGGAGCUGAUUGAAGCAAUUGAGGAUUCAACUGGACCAAAGAAGGCUUGCUUGUGCUUCAUUGAGGUAAUUGUUCACAAGGAUGAUACCAGCAAAGAACUAUUGGAAUUGGGGUCAAGGCUCUCUUUUGCCAAUAGCCGCCAGCCAAAACCUCAAUGUUCUUGGGCUUGAAGCAUUAAACCAGAAAUUAAAUGAUGUAUUAUCCUUCUCUCCUAUUUAAAUUGCAAGGACUAGCACAAGGAUUUUGGCUUGCUGAAUCAGCCUAGUUCCACGGUUUUCUAAUAUUAGUCUUUUAGAAGUGA
Molecule: messenger RNA, 2087 nt
Organism: Pistacia vera
Lineage: Eukaryota; Viridiplantae; Streptophyta; Magnoliopsida; Sapindales; Anacardiaceae
Product: pyruvate decarboxylase 1-like
Exons: 7
Coding region: 1-1956 (651 amino acids)
Molecular function (GO): carboxy-lyase activity; thiamine pyrophosphate binding; magnesium ion binding
Source: RefSeq, a predicted model, not a curated record